Molecule: messenger RNA, 2623 nt
Organism: Musa acuminata AAA Group (dessert banana)
Lineage: Eukaryota; Viridiplantae; Streptophyta; Magnoliopsida; Zingiberales; Musaceae
Product: protein ACTIVITY OF BC1 COMPLEX KINASE 8, chloroplastic-like
Exons: 20
Coding region: 136-2403 (755 amino acids)
Biological process (GO): regulation of response to reactive oxygen species
Source: RefSeq, a predicted model, not a curated record
ACUCUUGUCUCUCUCUCCCGCUUCUCUCCUUCUUGCUCGAUUUUUCACUCCCGCAACUCCGUCGCCGCCCUCGCGAAUCUACCAAAAUCCCUAAAAGAAAUAAUCAUCGACCGAUCUAUCCCCGAAACCAUUGCGAUGGCAGUUUCUCUCUCGACUGCUCCCCCGGUACUGCAGGACCUCCUCUUCCUCCGUCCAUCUGCCGGCCGCCUUUCCUCUCUUCCGCUUCUCAGGUACUACCCACUUCACAGCCGCCGCCGCUUCCGGCGGCUCCCUUCUCGGGUCGUUCUUCGGUCAGCGUACGAUGAGGAAGUCGCGGUAACCGAGGUCUCCCCAGAGUUGGACCGAUACGUGGGGAACGGUAAUGGCGGCGCCAGAUUUGGGUACAAGGAGGUGGUUAACGGGAGCACGAACGGGAGCGUUGAGCUUUUUUUGAAUGGGAACGGGUCGACCAACGGGGGUUUGAUGAAGUACAGUGGUGAGAAUGCAACGAUUGCGGAGGAUGUGGAUAAGGUUUCUGAAGAGGCGAAGAGGAAAAAGAGGAUUGAAGACAUAGGAAAAGAGGAUGCUUGGUUCAAGAAGGAUGGGGAACAGCCCCAGGUCUCUGUUGCUCCUGGAGGGCGUUGGAAUAGAUUUAGAACUUAUUCUACAAUUCAGAGGACCUUGGAAAUAUGGGGGUUUGUUUUUGCAUUUCUUUUUAAGACUUGGCUUAACGACCAGAAGUUUUCUUACAGAGGAGGAAUGACAGAGGAGAAAAAGGUUUUGAGGCGAAAAGCCCUUGCCAAGUGGUUGAAGGAAAGUAUCCUAAGAUUAGGCCCCACAUUUAUUAAAACAGGACAACAGUUCUCUACAAGGGUAGAUAUUCUUCCACAGGAAUAUGUGGAUCAAUUGUCUGAACUUCAGGAUCAAGUACCACCAUUUCCAUCAGAAACAGCAGUCUCAAUUAUUGAAGAAGAACUUGGAGCUCCUUUGGAUGGUAUUUUUGAUCGUUUUGAUUAUGAGCCAAUAGCUGCUGCAAGCCUUGGUCAGGUGCAUCGUGCAAGGUUGAAAGGCCAAGAAGUUGUGAUUAAAGUGCAAAGACCUGACCUCAAGGAGCUCUUUGAUAUUGAUCUGAAAAAUCUGAGGGUUAUAGCUGAAUACCUUCAGAAGGUGGACCCCAAGUCAGAUGGUGCGAAGAGAGAUUGGGUUGCUAUCUAUGAUGAGUGUGCCAGCGUCCUUUAUCAGGAAAUAGAUUACAUGAAGGAAGCAGCUAAUGCAGAAAAGUUUGCUGAAAACUUCACAAAUAUGGAAUAUGUUAAGGUGCCUAAAAUAUACUGGGAGUACACCACACCACAGGUACUCACAAUGGAAUAUGUCCCAGGAGUAAAGAUAAACAGGAUAAAGCAAUUAGAUCAGUUGGGUGUUGAUCGAAAAAGGUUGGGUCGUUAUGCUGUUGAGUCUUAUCUUGAACAGAUUUUGUCCCAUGGAUUUUUCCAUGCCGACCCGCAUCCUGGGAAUAUUGCUGUUGAUGAUGUGAAUGGUGGGAGGCUCAUCUUUUAUGACUUUGGCAUGAUGGGAAGCAUUAGCUCUAAUAUUAGGGAAGGGCUACUUGAAGCAUUUUAUGGAAUUUAUGACAAGGAUCCAGACCGGGUGGUUCAAGCAAUGAUUCAAAUGGGUGUUCUUGUUCCCACUGGUGAUAUGACAGCUGUCAGAAGAACAGCUCAGUUCUUUCUUAAUAGUUUUGAAGAGCGCCUUGCAGCGCAGAGGAAAGAGAGGGAGAUGGCGAGUGCUGAACUUGGCUUCAAAAAGCAAUUGACCAAAGAAGAAAGAUUAGAGAAGAAGAAGCAGCGGCUAGCAGCAAUAGGGGAGGAUCUUUUGGCCAUUGCUGCUGAUCAACCAUUCCGUUUUCCAGCUACUUUCACGUUUGUUGUUAGAGCAUUCUCAGUACUAGAUGGAAUAGGAAAGGGACUUGACCCUAGAUUUGACAUUACUGAGAUUGCCAAACCAUAUGCCUUGGAAUUGCUUAGAUUCCGUGAAGCUGGUCUUGAGGUCAUUGUUAAGGACAUUAAGAAAAGAUGGGAGAGACAGUCAAGUGCAUUCUAUAACUUGUUUAGACAGGCUGACAGAGUUGAAAAGUUGGCACAGACGAUUCAGAGAUUGGAAGAGGGUGAUCUAAAGCUUCGAGUGCGAACUUUGGAAUCUGAAAGAGCAUUUCAAAGAGUUGCUGCUGUCCAAAAAACAAUUGGAAAUGCUGUUGCUUUAGGAAGUUUGGUAAACCUUGCAACAAUUUUAUAUUUCAAUUCUGUUCGAGUGCCUGCUAUGGCUGCAUACCUGCUAUGUGCAUUUUUUGGAGCACAAGUCCUCUUCGGCUUUCUCAAAGUGAAAAAAUUAGACCAGCAAGAGAGAUUGAUAACUGGCACUGCUUAACAUGCGAGUUUUACUGAGUACAGGUUCAGCUUGCAAUCUUAUAAAAUCUUUUCAUUUUUCUGCAUCCUAAUUUAGCUUCUUUGUUCAUUGUUUAUCAUAGCGAGUGUCCCACAGUAAGGCAGAAGUAUGUAAAUGCCGCAUAGUACUUGUAAAUAUAACAACAUUAUAACAUUCAUUUCCUAUAGAGCCAAUACACAACUUUGUAUCUAAUUUUCGUUCA